GAUAGAGAAGACUGCCGGAUAGAGUCAAAGAUCCCAAAGAUAAAUAACCGAUGAACAGUUUGCGACUAUCAGUUCACACUAUCGUAUAAACGAUUGAAGAUGCCACGUAAAGAAGAGACGGAGCGAACGACUUGUGUUUCUACAAUAUUUGCGAGUGUCAUCGUCGUGAUGUGAAGCGAACGAGGGACACCCAAUCAAGGGAAACGCAUCGUCCAUGAGGCCAAGCGAAGGCACAACCGGGUGAAUGCCACGAGGCUCAGCAAAACAGAAAUCUUUGGUAUUGAGAAAGAAAUGAACCGACGGCGACGUAAUCUUCCAUUUCGCACAUUCGUUGCGUGACUCGACAAUUUGCUCUAUUAAUUCCUUUAUCAGAUAACAAAGAUGCAAUUGAAAACCGUGAUAUCGUGUCAAAUAGUAACGGAAGUAUUCAAAAUGACAAAUUUACGCGGGGCAGAGAAUUUCUCGCGUUGAGACAAUGGCAAGAUCACAGAUUUCGUAGAACGCGGCGGAUGCAGGUUGUCCUGAAAAAGUCUAAAAGAGAUCGAGGACUGUAAUCGUCCACGGUGCAAGAAAUCAACAUGUCCGCUACGGAAUCGCGCGAUGAUGAUACGAGCCCGACACGCCGGCCGAGAGAGAGCAGAAUUCAUAGCGUUGGUCUGCCCACCAGAGCUUCUCUGCUUCCGGAACCACCACCCACGGGAAAUGAUGUACCACCGCCAAUACCACGUCGACAUUCUGCUACACCGGCGGUAGCACCACCUCCGAUCCCAUUGAGACCGCCGGCAAUUCCGAAGAGAAGCAAGAACGAAAAACCUAUACCACUGCAACUCACAGCCAGACAAAAUAAUCAAGUGACUCCUUGUAAGACGAGCGAUUCUUCGUCCGCACCUUCGUCAGGAAUGUCGACUGCGUGGAAUAGCGUGGACUCGACGAAUCAAAAACUUAUAAAUUUGGAUCCCUUCAGAAAUCAGAAUCAGGCAUCGCAGGAUUACUUGUUGAAUUAUGGCGCGAAGGACUCGCGGGAAACGAAUGAGCAUAACGAUUUUGUAGCUGAUUUCGAGCAAGCGAAUUUCCAGGAAGGACGUAAGCUCGCACAAAAUUCAAGUUUCGAGGAGUUGCAGAAGGUCUCCUUGGACCUCGAGAAACGGCUUCACGAGAGAAUUAUUAAGAGCACCGAGGCGAAGUUCGAGGAUCCGAAUGGCCGACAACGACAGGGCACGGUGUCGCGGCAUAAUAGACAGCAAGUAUCCAAAUUUACGAAGGAGAACGGCAGCUGCGAGCAGAGAGAAACGUCCGAAAGCAAGUCCAGGGACGAGGUGGUGUUGUUAUCGCGAAGAGAGAUUUUUCAAAAAGAUGAAUUAAAGUACGCAACGAUUUUGACUUCCGGCCGCGAGCGACGAUCGAAGUUCGAGGAGUUGCAGGCAGCCUCGAAGAACCUGGAGAGGCGUUUGCACGAAGACGACGAUUAUCGUCGACGUCAAGAGAUGGAAAGACGAAUAAACAAGGACAAGCCACUCAGAUACGAAGACCUGGAAGGAAUCCCGCAUGAUCUUGACAAACGUUACCACGGCGAGCAAAGGGCCAUAGAUCAGCAACAGCAGCAUCCAAUAAUGCGAAACAAAUACGAGAGCGACAUGGAGAGGGCUAGGAAUAUUCUUCAGCAUAAUCUGAGGAAGGAGCGAAUCGGCGGCGGCAGUGGUGAGAAACUCGAGAAACUGCCGAAAGCAACGCAAACGAAUCUACCACCACCCCUGAGCGCUAUUUGUCAGAGUCCCGUACCGAAACCUAUCAGCGUCCGGCAGGACAGCAACGUUUCCUCGGAUAGUUUCAGUCAAACCAGCUCGCCCAGCUACACCAGCAAGACAAUGGAAGCUCCCCUUCUGCCUCACAAACACGGGAAAGUCCCAGACAGAGCCUUAGUGUCGGAGCCUGAUAACUCAUCUGGCAGGCCGAUAACGAAGUCUACGAGUACGCCGGCCAGUUUGCAGACCAUCGUCAGGAUGCACGCUGGGAAUAACAGCUCCUUACAUCAUAAAAUAAUCAGAGACAUGACUGGCAGCCACUACGUGACUACGGGAAGACUACGGUUCAGAUUUGUGCAGGUUCUGCUUAACGCCGUUGCUCUCCUGGCCAUUGCCGGCGGUUUAGCCGCAUACUUCAAAACGUAUCCUGAAAAUGACUUCAAAUUGGAGAACAGAAGCAUGUACACGGCUGUGAUCUCGAUACCUGAAAGUACGCAUUUCGUGAUCGAGGACAGGAAUCCGGCUCCGGGGGUGUGUCUGCCCAUCAUUGUGACAUUCUGCGAGCAACACAAGGUUCCGUACAACUAUACUGUGUUUCCAAAUUACAUGGGUAAUUUCGGACAGCGGGAGGCCCAGCACGAGCUGGAGCUUUACGACGCUGUCGUUGACGUCAGAUGUUACGAACUGGCUGCUCUGUUCCUGUGCAGCGUUUUCGUACCGAAAUGCGGCUCUCGAGGUCGCGUUGUACGUCCCUGUCGCAGUCUUUGCUUUCAAACCAAAAGACGCUGCGGUUUCUUUCUCAAAGUUUUCGGCUUGUCUCUCCCGGAUUACUUGGAGUGCGAACUUUUCCCGGAAAGUCCGAAUUCCGACGAGUGUAUCGGGCACCAUGAGGUGAUCGAAGCGGCACGAAGAGCCGAGAAACCGGUGUGCACCAGUGGCUUUCAGUGCGAUGGCACAAGGUGCAUUCCGUUCGAUUGGCGAUGCGAUGGUCAUCUCGACUGCUUGGAUCACAGCGACGAGAUCGGAUGCGGAAACUGUAAUUCUAGCACGUCGUCCUCAAUGUCGGCGUCAGCGUCCUCCACAUUCGGCAAGAUAAUCAAGGGACCUUCCACCAAAACUACCCUUUCUACGAAAUCUUCAUUACACUGCGGUGAAAAAAGAUGCAUGUCGGCCAGUCAUAUCUGCGAUGGAGUCAUGGAUUGUCCUUGGGGACAGGACGAGCGACAUUGCCUGAAAUUAAGCACGAGGAAUGGGGACGUCGGCGAGGGCCGUCUGGAUGUGUAUCAUGCUGAAAUGGGUAAAUUUAUGCCGGCGUGUGUCUCGCACUGGGGAUCAACGUCGCCGCAAGAGGUUUGCGCUAUGUUGGGAUAUACAGUUUCAAACGGAUUUAAGUUGAUGAACAGCAACUUGACCACAAUCGAGUCGAGAAGUUCCGGAUAUCGUAACAAAAAUUCUAAUUUACUGAAGCAAUUUCAAGGAUGCAUCAAGGAGCGAGAUCUUUACCCCAUGGUCUCACUUACUUGCGUUAAAUAUGCUUGCGGCCGUAGACGUUCCGUAUUCGAAAACGUGAGGGUGAAGCGAAUAGUGGGUGGUGUGGAGUCAGCCCCUGGUGAUUGGCCAUUUCUUGCAGCCCUUCUCGGUGGUCCAGAACAGAUCUUCUACUGUGCUGGAGUCCUCAUUGCUGAUCAAUGGGUGUUGACCGCAUCUCAUUGCGUUGGGAAUCAUUCAGAUGUAUCCGGUUGGACGAUACAACUUGGCAUCACUAGGAGACUUUCUCACACUUAUCUUGGUCAAAAGCUGAAGGUGAAAAGAGUGAUACCUCAUCCAUAUUACAACCUGGGUGUCGCUCACGACAAUGAUGUUGCAUUAUUUCAACUUGAGAAGCCAGUUGAUUAUCAUGAACACUUGAGGCCAGUGUGCUUACCGACUGCUGACACUUAUCUUACACCCAAUACACAUUGCACCGUUAUUGGAUGGGGCAAGAAAAACGAUACUGAUUCCUCUGAAUAUGAGCCAGCUGUAAACGAGGUUGUAGUUCCUAUUCUACCUCGACACCUCUGCAACAUGUGGUUAGCGCAUAAAGAAUUGAAUGUCACUGAUGGGAUGAUCUGUGCUGGCUACGAGGAUGGAGGAAAAGAUGCAUGCCAAGGUGAUUCUGGAGGACCUCUGUUGUGUCAAGAUGAGGAGGACAAGGAGAAAUGGUUUGUCGGUGGAAUUGUCAGCUGGGGCAUAAAAUGCGCCCAUCCAAAACUGCCCGGAGUCUACGCUUACGUACCCAAAUACGUAACGUGGAUCCAAAAAGAAAUGUCUAAGUACUCCGAUUAUAACGGAAAAACAUAAGCUACCGAGUCUGGGAAAGUAUUCGGUAUGAAAACCGACAAUAUGGAAACAAAUUGAACGGAAAUAAAGAAUAAACAUGGGACAAUGCAAACGCGAACUUUCGCGUUUUCUAUUCUAAUGACAUAUGGAAGGAAAAGAUAUUGGAACCGAAAGCAAUUAUGGGUUCCCGAUCUGCUAAUCUGCGCUCAGCAAUUCCUGUACGCUCAAUCAAAGGAUAGUAUUUUGUACCUUGUGCAGCUUUGAAUGAAGAAAAGAGAGUUGAGUAUUAAUGAGUUAAUCGUUAAUCUCAUUCUUUGGGAUUAGUAAGCACAGAAAAAUAGCAUAAGUUGAAAAAUCACUGACGUUUGCUAAGCUAAGGGAUGCUGAUGAUGAAACCAACAUAACUGAUUCUUUCUUCGAGUGAUAAGAUUAAUCCAAUUAAGUCUACCAGUUAUAACAGAAAGCUAUUUUUUUCUCAUAUUGCAGAGAGAUUGUAGAAAAACAGGAUUCUAUCAUCAAUAUAAUACGAAUACUAACAUUUACUACCGCAUUCUCUCAGUCAUAGUUCGUUUAAGUAAUACAAAAUUUCAUCACUUUACGAUUUUUCGUAAGAAGAUUUUAUGAUAAGCCACUCAAACAAGGAAAAUGUGAGAUAAUCGGAAACAUAUAAGGUACACUACUUUAUAAGUGAAGCUAUAUACGGAUACCGAGGAUACACAUAAGUUCAAAUAAUAAGCCAUUUUUAGGAAACUACUAGGUAAAAGAGAGGAUCAAAAAUGCCGAUGUACUUUUGGUACUUACCGAAAUAGGAAAAAUUGAGGAUUUGUGCACAAAACGAAAAUCCACGCAUGUGAUGCGACAAAAAUAUUUUGUAUCGCUGCCGACUUUAGGACAGCUGUAUAUGAGCCACCAAGUGGUCGAAACCC
Molecule: messenger RNA, 4987 nt
Organism: Vollenhovia emeryi
Lineage: Eukaryota; Metazoa; Arthropoda; Insecta; Hymenoptera; Formicidae
Gene: Corin
Product: atrial natriuretic peptide-converting enzyme
Exons: 20
Coding region: 579-4082 (1167 amino acids)
Biological process (GO): proteolysis
Cellular component (GO): membrane
Molecular function (GO): serine-type endopeptidase activity; protein binding
Source: RefSeq, a predicted model, not a curated record